GCCGAAGACGAAUAAAGUCUCGACAUUCAAAGCUCUUUGGUCAGACCAGAAGAGUUACUGUGUUUGUGAACUGCAAGAAUUGUUUAAGCUAUCUGAAAUGGCUUCUGUAGAAGACGAACAGCCGACUUCCUCAAGUUGUACAUUUAGUAAGGAAGAAGUUAGCAAGUUGAUGAGUAAAGGAAAAAGGCAUUUUGUUUGCGAUGAAAUUGUUGAAGCAGCAAAAUGCUUUGAAGUCGCAUGUCUCAUGUUGAGCAAAAAAUAUGGUGCAUUGUCCAAUGAAUGUAGUGAUGCUCAUUUUCAGUAUGGGAAAAGUCUAUUAGAGUUAGCAAGAUUGGAGAAUGGAGUAUUAGGAAGUGCUUUAAAUGAAGCUGUUGAAGAAGAAUUACCAGACAGUGAUGAUGACAUGGCAGAUACAGAAGCUGACAACACAGAAAAGAUAAAUGAAGAGAAGCCAGAGAAAGGAUGUACUGAAGAAAAAAUGGAGGACAAUGAAACAGAAACCAAAUUAGCUGGUGAUGAUAAUAAAGAUAGUAAAAAUGAUGAGGCAGAGAAAAUUGUGGAGAAGCCUGCAGAUGCGCUCAAAACUGAAGAUAAUGCAGAAGGGAAAACAGAUCAAGAUGAUAAGAUGCAGCCUGAUGAAAACAAGAAUAGCAUUAAGGAAGAAAGUCAAGAAAAUGAUAAUAAAGAUGUUUCUCAAGACAAAAAUAUAAGCAAUAAAGAAAGAAUGAAUGAUGAGCAGAAGGAAGGAGAUGAGGUUGACAUUACCACAAAUGAAGAUCAGGGAAAGGUUGAAGAUGAUAAAGAGACAGCAGAUGAUGGCCCAGUUUCUACAAUACAACUAGCUUGGGAAUCAUUAGAGUUAGCAAGGAUUAUUUUUAAAAGGCAUAACAGCAAAGAAAUGCAGCUAAAACUGGCACAAGCCCAUUUGCUGUUAGGCGAAAUACAUAUGGAACAAGAACAAUUCACAGAUGCUGUUACUGAACUGACAAAAUGUCUUAAUAUACAAAAGAACCUGCUUGAGCCUGAUGACAGACUUCUUGCAGAAACAUAUUAUAAUCUUGGUUUGGCCUACACCUUGUCCAUGAUGUAUGAAGAAUCAGCAAGCCAUUACGGUAACGCAGCUGAAGUUCUUCAACUAAGAUUGAAAAACAUUAAAAAUAGAAUUGAAGAAGCGGAAAAAAAGGACAAAGGUAAAGGAAAGAGUUCAGAUGACGAUCCUUUGGUUAAAGACAGGAAAGAACUCGCCGAGAUUGAAGAUCUUUUACCUGAGGUCCUGGAAAAGAGUCGAGACGCAAUGAAUGAAAAGGAGAGAAUGAAAAGCAAUAUUAAAGAGCAGAUGGGACUAACAUCUUCGUCGAUGGGACUAACAUCUUCGUCGAUGGGAACUGGAGAAAACAAAUCUGCGUGCAGUAGUAGCUCUUGUUCAGAUAAACCGGUCAAUGUUAUCAAUCAUCUCGUCAGAAAAAAGCGAAAAUCUAACGACACUGAAGAGAACACCGACACACCUGCAAAGAAACCUCGGCAAAACAUCGAAGACACAACGGCACAGGAUCAAAAUGGCGAUAACGCAACGCCAGAAGUCGAAACUAAUGUACGACAGGGGGACGAAGAAACAUCGGCGCAACUUGAAAAUGGUGAUUCGACAACGGAACCACAAAGCCAAGAGGGCACGAAACAAGCCAAUCAUGGAGCUACGGUGGAAGAGAAAGAAGUACCCGCUAAAAAAACAAUAGAACCCGAAGGUAAUACGACACCGGCCGAAAUUGGUGACUCGGCCAUGGAGACGUAACUGGUGCUAAAACGCGUCAGUCUCCUUAACCGUAGUUUAUGUUCAUAAGAAAAUUGGAAACUUUAACGAAGGCAUCUGGUAGACAACGAUAAGAAGUCUUAUAUUAUAUCUUUCUAGAAAGUUAAUUAGUGUAGUUACUAGAUUAUUUAAAUUUUAGUAUUUUUUGUUUAGUACAGCGUUUGUAUUUAAGUUAAAAACCUAGUCCUAGAUGAUGUUUGAAAUCAUUUUUGAUCACCUUCAUAACACUUGUCAGUAGAACCUAGAAAUGUUUUGUAUUAAACGCAAUAUAAUUUGAGCCUAAUCAGCCUCGUAUCCAGGGUCUUGAUGACUUGAU
Dendronephthya gigantea is the source of this 2123-nucleotide messenger RNA. RefSeq names its product histone-binding protein N1/N2-like. The record is from RefSeq and is a predicted model, not a curated record. Gene Ontology annotation, cellular component: nucleoplasm. The transcript has 14 exons. Bases 98 to 1789 code for a protein of 563 amino acids. Gene Ontology annotation, biological process: DNA replication-dependent chromatin assembly; CENP-A containing chromatin assembly. Gene Ontology annotation, molecular function: histone binding. Lineage: Eukaryota; Metazoa; Cnidaria; Anthozoa; Malacalcyonacea; Nephtheidae.